This is a messenger RNA of Papaver somniferum (opium poppy), 837 nucleotides long. RefSeq names its product putative disease resistance protein RGA1. Lineage: Eukaryota; Viridiplantae; Streptophyta; Magnoliopsida; Ranunculales; Papaveraceae. Gene Ontology annotation, molecular function: ADP binding. The coding region runs from base 1 to 837 and encodes 278 amino acids. The transcript has a single exon. The record is from RefSeq and is a predicted model, not a curated record.
AUGGUGUUUGAAGGGAUUCUUACCAAUAGUGCAACAGAAAUAUUAAAGAAAUUGGUCCCCGUUGUUGCUCAAGAAAUUAGUCUGGCAUGGGGUGUCAAAGAUGAACUGAAAAAGCUUCAAGACACCUUGGAGAUGAUUCUUCUUGUGAUAGCUGAUGCUGAAAGGAAGCAACUGAAUGAUGCAGCUAUAGGUCUUUGGUUGAGAAGGCUUAAAGAUGUUGCUUAUGAUGCGAAUGAUGUGAUGAAUGAGUAUUGUUACGAAACCAUGCGUCGGUCCGUGAGAGGGAACAACUUGAUGUAUAAGGCUCGUGAUUUCGUGUCAUCUUCCAACCCACUUGCAUUUCGUUUCAAGAUGGAUAGAAAAAUCAAACAUAUCAAUCAGAGGUUAGAUGGAAUUACCAAAGAUAUGAGCAGCUUUCAAUUGCAAAUUACAUCUGCUACCAGUACUGCUAUUCCUCCUGGUGAAAGCAGUGAGCAACGAAGCCGACAAACCGCAUCCUCUAUAAAUGAAUCAGACAUUUUCGGAAGGGAGGAUGAUAAAAAAAGUAUAAUAGAUCUGUUAACUAAGUUUAUUCCAUCAUCUUCAUUAUCAACAUCAUCGGAUAGUAAUCUUGAAAAGGUCUCCGUCGUUUCCAUAGUGGGGAUGGGAGGACUUGGUAAAACAACUCUAGCUCAGCUUGUCUACAAAGAUGAAUUGGUAAAUAAACAGUUUGAGCUAACAAUGUGGGUCCAUGUAUCUGAAUAUUUUGAUGUAGAAAAGCUCCUAACAAAAAUUAUGGAGUCCUCAACUCGUAAUGGGUUUGAUACUUUAUCGAACUUCGAUGUACUGGUGAGUUAA